This is a messenger RNA of Lachancea lanzarotensis, 1644 nucleotides long. It is a transcript of the gene ATE1, whose product is annotated as LALA0S01e12046g1_1. The record is from RefSeq and is a predicted model, not a curated record. Gene Ontology annotation, molecular function: arginyl-tRNA--protein transferase activity. Gene Ontology annotation, cellular component: cytoplasm. The coding region runs from base 1 to 1644 and encodes 547 amino acids. NCBI's taxonomy places the organism in Eukaryota, Fungi, Ascomycota, Saccharomycetes, Saccharomycetales, Saccharomycetaceae. Gene Ontology annotation, biological process: protein arginylation. The transcript has a single exon.
AUGGAGCUCUCAGAUCGGCUGAUCAUUUCCAAGCCACUGUAUUUAACGGAACCAAACGAAAAGUGCGGGUAUUGCAGUGGUAAAAAGGCCGACAAACAGGACUAUUUUCCAACGGAAUCCUGGGGGAAACUUCAUGAAAAAGAUGCGGACUCACUACAAAUUAACAACUGCACGCUUGGUAUACAAGUGGAAUUGAUGCCUGUCGAUGUAUACGAUGAUCUUUGCAAUUUGGGAUUCCGCAGGUCGGGAAAUUUCUUGUACAAGGCAGAUCUCCUUAGAAACUGUUGUCGACUUUACACGAUAAGGACCAAACCUGAUCAAUGUGUCAUAUCGAAAGAAUUGAAAACAUGCAUCACACGGUUCCGCAAACGUAUCACAACCGCAAAAGAUGAGGCUUUGAGACAAUUACCCCAAUCUAAGUGUGGGGGCACUACUCAACAAGCGAAAUUUGACUACAUUCAAGAAAUUGUAGAUGCGGAGCUCAAAAGCGACACCUUUUACACGCGGUUCGAACCUGCCAUGUUUACAAUGGAAAAAUAUAACCUAUUUGCCAAAUAUCAGGAAAAGGUGCACAAUGAUCCCAGAAACUCGAUAAAGUCUUUCAAACGGUUUCUUUGCGAAUCGCCGUUUCCUGAAGAUGUAGUGGUUGGAACACAGGAAGAAUGGGACCAACUCAACAACUGGCAUCGUAUGAAACCGGGGGAAACUUUGAAAAGAGUUGGGCCCGUGCAUGAAUGCUAUUAUUAUGAAAACAAACUGAUAGCCAUUGCAGUGACCGAUUUUCUGCCCAGCGGAAUUUCGUCUGUGUAUUUCAUAUGGGAUCCAGACUAUCCUCGCUGGUCGUUGGGGAAACUGAGUGCUCUGCGGGAGCUUAGUAUAUUGUCGAAAAUUAAUCGUCAAUAUUAUUACCUCGGAUACUACGUGGAUGACUGUCCGAAGAUGAGAUACAAACGCAAAUAUGGGGGCGACAUUCUUGACGUCUGUAAUAACCAGUACGUUCCUUUGGACCUUGUGUCUUCACUGGUUGAGAAGGGCAAGUUUUUCGUAUUAGAUCACGAGCAUCGCAACCGAGAUAGUGACGACGAUUACGAUGAAGAAGAUGAUGAUGAUGAUAACCAUUCUGGCUCUUCAGACAAUUCAGAGUUGCCUCUCGACGAUGUGCCGAGAUUGAAUUUAGGAGAGCCGCCUGUUAACAUUGUGGACAAGAUUUAUGGCGAGCACGGCGGUGCUGUCCUGUGUGCCAACGAAGCGGCCGAGAAACUGGCAGAUUUGGGAAUUGAGUACACCCCGACUUUGUUUGAAGACCUCUACAGAUACAAAGUGCCUGGUAUGUUUCAAGCAUUAUCAGAGCCCGAAAUGGUUUAUGAGAAAGACGAUGGAGACAUUCCAGGCUACACAAACGAGAUAUAUCAUUUACCCAACGUCGUACCGGGUUUGCUGCCACUUUGGCAAAUUUUGCAAAUCAUAGAAUCCGGCGAUAUUACUCGGCUUAAUAACAAGCUUAUGCUCUACAAUGUUCGCAGCGGUCAAAUACGAGUUGUAUCUGAUUUCGCACUAGAGACUAAGCGUACCAAACGUGUCAUUUGCAACGUUAUCCGCAUGAUCGGCCUCAACGCUACCGCCAAGAGCCUGAUCAUUGUUUAG